GACAUCCGCCUUAGUCAAGGGCAUUGAAAACUGCGGCUUAUUAAACUUAGCAGCGGCUGAGAUAGCACGUGCACUUGUAAUAAACGUAGUUUUUGAGCAGAAGUCCGGUAGAAAUGGACGGGUUUGGUUCGGAUUUCUCAGCAGGAAGUUCUGGUGGCAAAAUGGACGCCGGUACCAUCAUGGAACAGGUUAAGGUCCAAAUCGCGGUGGCUAACGCACAAGAGCUUCUACAGAGAAUGACAGAUAAAUGCUUCAAGAAGUGCAUAGGUAAACCAGGGAGCUCACUGGACAACUCAGAGCAGAAAUGUAUUGCCAUGUGUAUGGACAGAUAUAUGGACGCCUGGAACACCGUGUCCCGAACAUACAACUCAAGGUUGCAGAGGGAAAGAGCUCGCAUGUGACCUGUCUGUAAUUUUCUUCUUCCUUUUAUCGAACCGCUGCUGAGAAUAAGGACCAGCACAGUGCACCGCUGGAGGCCCUGAACUGUGAAACCAUGUGUGUCUAACAGCAGCAGCACAUCAGAUCUGUCAUGAAACCUCAGACAGACAAGCAGGCGGACGAGGCCUGUGGACUCCAAGCUAUAACAGUGUGUCUGUAGACAUUUUUUCCUUAUAACUCAUCACCAAUAAAGUCUGAUUAUUUUUAUGUUGUACGUCCAGUAACUCAUCUUCUGCGUGUCAUUUUUAAGGUGCAGCUGAUAUAUUGCCCCAAUUUUUAAAUGUGUUAAGCUAGUUAAAAACGCUUCAUCUACUCCGUCAUGUUUCUGACAAUGAACUGAGGUUAAUAUGUUUGUCUGCCCCAGCUGUAACCAGAUCUGUUAGUUGUACAACUGGACGUCUCAAGGGUAACUCAUCUAGUUCCUGCAUUUGGCAUUUUCUUUUUUCCUGUGAAAAUUCUGCCUAUAAUCUUUAAAACUUAGAAAAAAAAAACCUAAUUUAGUUUAAUUUUAAAAGCCUCACAUCUCCAUUUUAUCUGCCUGCUCCUGUUGGACCAUCAGGUGCUCAAAUACUCUUGAAUAUUUGUGUGAAAUGUCAGCAAACAGUCUUAAUGGACUUGUUUGUCAAAUCAAUUUGUUUUCUGUUGUCUAU
Nematolebias whitei (Rio pearlfish) is the source of this 1088-nucleotide messenger RNA. RefSeq names its product translocase of inner mitochondrial membrane 13 homolog (yeast) (gene timm13). The transcript is spliced from 3 exons. Bases 114 to 401 code for a protein of 95 amino acids. The record is from RefSeq and is a predicted model, not a curated record. Lineage: Eukaryota; Metazoa; Chordata; Actinopteri; Cyprinodontiformes; Rivulidae.